Molecule: messenger RNA, 1184 nt
Organism: Bufo bufo (common toad)
Lineage: Eukaryota; Metazoa; Chordata; Amphibia; Anura; Bufonidae
Product: amine sulfotransferase-like
Exons: 7
Coding region: 110-1000 (296 amino acids)
Biological process (GO): sulfation
Cellular component (GO): cytoplasm
Molecular function (GO): sulfotransferase activity
Source: RefSeq, a predicted model, not a curated record
CAGUUUAAUAUAAAUGGACAUUACACUGGCUUUUGCGUCUAUUUAGCUAUUGCCACAGUUAACAAGCAGAAAACCCCAAUAGUAAGGACAAAGAUUUCAGAAAGUUGCAAUGGCCCACCAGGCACUAGAGGAUUUAAUAUUUAAACAUAAGGGCAUAUACUUCUUGAAAGACGUGACAACUCCCGAAGUUGUAGAUUCUAUUGAACAUAUGGAGGUUCGGGACAGUGACGUGUUUCUUGUCACCUACCCAAAAUCCGGCACAAUUUGGGCACAGCAAAUUUUGAGCCUAAUAUUUAAUGAAGGCCAUCGUAAUGAAACCGAAAAUAUUGAUAAUAUAGAAAGAGUGCCAUGGAUUGAAUACAACAUUUACAACGCUGACUUUAGCAUCCGACCAUCUCCUCGUCUUUUCUCAUCUCAUCUGCCUUAUUAUCUACUGCCAAGAGAUCUGAGGUCCAGGAUUGGAAAAGUUAUAUACGUGUACCGAAACCCAAAAGAUGCCAUGGUCUCCUUUUACCACUUCUACCAAUUGUUUUCCAAAUUAAGUUAUCCAGUUGAUUUUGAAACAUUCGCAGACUUCUUUAUGUCUGGAAAAGUUAUAGGUGGCUCGUGGUUUGAUCAUGUUAGAGGCUGGUAUACACAUAAAGAAGAUUUCAAUAUUCUGUUUUUGACAUAUGAGGAAAUGAAAAAGGACCUUCGAUCGGUUGUGCUGAAAAUAUGCAAAUUUCUGGAUAUAAGACUUGAGGAGAAAGCAAUAGACAUAGUGUUGGAAAAAGCAACUUUUAACAAUAUGAAGUGCGAUCCUCAUGCUAAUUAUUCAUUUUUUCCGAAAGAGAUUCUAGACCAAAGCCGAGGAAAAUUUCUACGUAAAGGGACUAUUGGUGACUGGAAAAAUAUGAUGACCGUGGCACAAAAUGAGAAGCUGAAUCAAAUCUGUAAAGAAAAGCUGGGAGAUCUGCCAAUCAAGUUUGUCUGGGACAUCAAUGAAGAGACUGCAUCCUAGAGUUCCAUUUGUCCAUAAAGUUAGAAAUGAUAGGCUUUAGAAUGCGGCAUAAACUAAUCAGAAGACUUUAUUAAGGGAAUGUGUCAAAUUACUUUUUUCUGUCAUUUAAACCAGAUAGUGACACACAACCUUUUUUUCUAAUCUGUUUUUCUAAUUUUGUUAUCACAGAUUUCUUAAUUCCAUU